This is a messenger RNA of Stereum hirsutum FP-91666 SS1, 1269 nucleotides long. RefSeq lists its product as uncharacterized. Lineage: Eukaryota; Fungi; Basidiomycota; Agaricomycetes; Russulales; Stereaceae. The transcript is spliced from 2 exons. The record is from RefSeq and is a predicted model, not a curated record. Bases 1 to 1269 code for a protein of 422 amino acids.
AUGUCUUUCUUUCUUGUCGUCAGCAUUAUCAGCAAUCGCGAAGGUCCACAAAACCUACUGCAGCGCACUAUUCUCGCACACAAAACAUCCACAAUCUUACCAUCCCUCCUCUCCCUGCAUCUCAAAUUCGACGAUCUCUUAGUCGGCGAGGACUUCAUCAAGACUAUCAACUCACAUCCCUCCCUCCAACGGGUCCAUAUCCGUAGCAUCUCUCCAUUGACGACACAUUCCAUCGCCAUCGCGAACAUCAAGUACCCCUUAUCCGUGUCUUUAUCUCGGAUUCAUUGUACAGACGCACGUCUGGACGGGAUGCGACGUGCCUACAAGAAGUUUCGAAACAUGUACGAUCGGGGACCAGAGAGCGUUCGCGUGAAGCGCUUGACCGUGUACGCCAAAUCAGUGCCAGUAUUCCCUGGAGACUGGACCCAGAUAACGUUCAAUGGGCUUCGGGCAUUAGUGCUCAAGGCAGGCAGCCUGGACUUCUCCACAGAGUGUAGCGAGUUCAUUGCUCGGCAUGAGCUUCUCACGUAUAUCAUUCUACGGGAUGCAGAUCAUCCGAGAGAACUUGCUGGGUUCCCACGCAUGUCGUCUUUUCACAACGCAGUCGUAGCACAAGAUUUGGGCGAAUAUUUUCGUGUCGACUGCGUAUGGUUGGUCCGAGGAGAAGACGCUCUCCAGAUUGGUGAUGGUGCGAAUGAAGAACUGCGCGUGAAGAAGGUGAAGGUGUGCAUUACGACUGCGUCCACUGCCAGGAUAGAGGACGUCAUCUCUUGCGUUUUGGGAAACCUGCCCCCUUGCGCUGAGUUGUCUCUGAUGUGGGCUAGUGACUAUGAUGCGGAACGGAUCAUUGUGACGCAUCUCUGGGACAUCAUUCUAGACAACACGCCGAACCUACAAUCCCUCGUCACUCUACAAUUGGUGUCCUUCUUCGACGAUGGAGAGGAUGGUGAUGUUCUUCUGUCGCGCGAUAUGGUUGCUGUAACCGCGCUCGGAGAACGACUUAAACCUACCGUCCGCGAGCUCGUCAAACGAUGUCCUCGUCUAUCGACUGUUAUCGUCUCUCAGAUGGCUGGAUUUAGGUUUAUGAGGUUCGUCGUCCCGGACAGAAUUCAUUCUGAAACAGAGCGGAGGACGAGGACUGGGGCCGCAGAAGGGAAAGGGACGGAGUCUGUGGACAGAGGAGAGGUAGUAGGUAAAGAGGAUGAAGAUAACGUAGUUAUUGAAUGGGAGUGUCAUAAGUCGAGUCAAUGGUGGGAUCUACGUAUAUAG